AUGUUCAGGGGCCGCAAGCGGCGUACGAACGGGCCCUCGCGCACGCGCGACUCCCCGCACCGCCGCGACCCCCCGCUCCGCGCUACGAGUCCCGUCCUUCCGCUGUGUGACUCCCGCACCGUUGCUCGUACAAACUCCCCGCUCCCGCUUGCAACUCCCCGCACCGCGCUGCCGAUCGACUCCCCAGCUCCGCUGCGACUCUCCGCCACCGCGCACCGCAACAACUCCCCGCACCGCUACGACUCCCCGCACCGCUACGACUCCCCGCACCGCUACGAUCCCGCACCGCUCGAUCCCCGCCCCGCCAAGCGGCGUCGAACGGCCUCGCCACACCGCCCGACACCCCGCCCACCCCCACGCGCCUUGCCCGAUCCGCUACGACUCCGCUCCGCUACGACUCCCCAGUCCCGCUACGAUCCCCGCACUCGCUCCGCUACGACUCCCCGCCACUGGCACCGCUACGACUCCCGCACCGCAGCAUUCCCGCACCGCUCUACGCAUCCCCGCACCGCUACGACCUCCCGCAACCGCUACGACUCCCCGCACGGUCCGAAUCCCCCGCACGCUACGACUCCUGCACCGCGCGCCGCUAGACUCCCGCUCCGCUACGACUCUCCGCUCCACUUACGAUCCCCCGCAGCACUACGACUCCCCGCACCGCUACAAUUCCCGUCCCCGCGCAACUCGCCCGAACCCGCACUUCCCCUCCCCGUGACUCCCCCGCGAGAGGGGCGGAGGGACUUGGGGAGUGGCGGGGGGAGGGGGGGAAGGUGGGGGGGGGGGGGGGGGCGAGAGGAGGGGGGGGAGGGGGGGUGGGUAGGUAGGGACGGGGAUGGGGUAGCAGGUGGGGGGAAGGGCGGGUGGGGAACUGCGGGGGGUGGAGGCGGAGGGGGGGAGGGAGGGGCGCGGGGUGGUGGACGGGACGUUGGGGGGUGGGGUGGGUGUUCAGGGGGAAGACGGGAUGGGCGAAACGGGGGGGUGGGGGUGGGCUCGGGGUGGGAGGACGGGGAGGGGAAGAAGCGGCCACAGGGGGCGGAGGGGGUGACGGAGUCUGGGCGGCGAGAGGAGCGCGUAGGAGAGGGGGGGGUGUAG
Messenger RNA from Knipowitschia caucasica, 1092 nucleotides. NCBI's taxonomy places the organism in Eukaryota, Metazoa, Chordata, Actinopteri, Gobiiformes, Gobiidae. The record is from the annotation of a GenBank genome assembly.